Molecule: messenger RNA, 1413 nt
Organism: Exophiala bonariae
Lineage: Eukaryota; Fungi; Ascomycota; Eurotiomycetes; Chaetothyriales; Herpotrichiellaceae
Exons: 4
Coding region: 1-1413 (470 amino acids)
Molecular function (GO): oxidoreductase activity, acting on paired donors, with incorporation or reduction of molecular oxygen; heme binding; iron ion binding
Source: RefSeq, a predicted model, not a curated record
AUGCAAGCGAGAGUGGCGCCAUUCUACGCCAUGAAGCAUUGGGUCAGUGGUGACAACUUGUGGGUCAUGAAAGAGCUGCACGAAAAACACGGACCCGUUGUGCGUAUUGCGCCAAAUCAACUCUCCUUUUGCACCAGCUCGAGUUGGAAAGAUAUCCACGGCCACAAAGCGGGCCGUAAACAAUUUCUCAAAGGAACUUGGUAUGAACCAUUCCCAUCGGAUCCCCACCAGAUCGUCUCUGUCUCAGACCCCGACCGCCAUGCAGCGAUGCGAAAGGCCUUGAGCCAUGGCUUUUCCGCCGGUGCAUUGGCAAGCCAAGAGGAUCGCGUCCACCAUUAUCUCGACAUGAUGCUCAAGCAGAUCUCCAGUCGAUACACUGACAAGCCUGCCGAUAUGACUAAGUGGUAUAAUUACUUGACGUUCGAUGUGAUUGGGGAAUUGGCCUUUGGAGAAUCCUUCGGGUGCGUCGAGUUUGGAAAGCCUCACUAUUGGAUUGAGAUCCUGUUUGGCUUUAUCAAGAACACUAACUUUGUACGCUCCUUUGAGUACUUUCCACUCCUGAGGUCACUUUUGAGGAUUGCUCUGCGACUAAAACUACUGCCGCGCCGGGUUUAUGAGCUUCGUGCGAAGAUGGCGCGCUAUGGAAGCGAGAAGCUGGCUAUAAGAUUGGCUAAUCCGCCUGCGAGAGUCGACUUUUUGCACCGCAUGAUCUCUCAACGAGAUGACUGGACAGGAUCUGCGCUCGAGGAGCUUCAAACACAGGCGAGCCUGCUGACAGUUGCGGGAAGCGAGACCACAGCAACGGCUCUUUCUGGCAUUACGUACUACCUCUGUAGAGACCAGCGCGUCUACAACAAGCUCAUCAGUGAGAUCCGAUCCAGAUUUUCUACCCUGGACGAGAUUUCAGGGCGUGCUACCGAGCAGCUGCCGUACCUGAAGGCUGUUAUCGACGAAGGCCUUCGACUCUAUCCUGCGAUCGCGGCGGGACUACCUCGAGUUAGCCCCGGCGAAGUCGUGGACGGGCACUUUAUCCCUAAAGGUACCAUUGUCAACGUAAACCCUUGGGUUGCUGGGCAUAUCGAAAGUAACUUUCGAAAUGCCUUUGAAUUCAUCCCUGAAAGGUGGCUCGACCCAGAUUGUAAGGAUGACAAGGCUGCAAGUCAGCCUUUCUUGACUGGAAGUCGAGUUUGCCUCGGUCGACAUCUCGCCAUGCUAGAACUCCGAAUCGUCCUGGCGAAGAUCUUGUGGAAAUUUGACAUGAAGCUCAUGGACGAUAACCUUGACUGGGUAAAAAGUAACAAGAACUACGUCUUCUGGGAGAAACCAUCACUUCCUGUCCAAUUUUCCCCAGUGCAACGCGCAAGCUUAUCUGAACUGCCUCCUGUUCACAUAGAAGGUUCGUCGGCGACCUAA